GUCCAGUCAUUCGAGGAAAAAGCGAUGGGUUGACGCGUAAUUUAUGCUUUCGGGGUGAGCGGGGUGGAGGGAUUCGCUGAAAGGCACGAGAAGGGAGAAAGCUGCUUCCUGCCUUCCUCAGUUCCUCUACUCUGUUCCGUCUUCCUUCUAAUCAUCAACAGGCCAAACAUCAAACCCUUAGUUACAGAAGGUCUCAAUUUAAGGUGCGUUGGAGAAGAACGUCGGGGGUUUCAAACUCGAGUUUUCAAGCUACCUCUUGCUUUGACUUUGAUUGCACACUGAUUCCCAAGUCGUCUCACGCAAUUACUGCGCCCCAUUAAGGUAACUGAAACGUAAGGCCUGGGGGUUCCAUCUGAGCGAGGAAACAGUAGUUUCGUUUUUUCUUUCAUCGCUUUUUCAGAAUUAAAUUUCUGUACAUGGUUCUCUCUUCUAUGAACAUUUAAUGAUAUUGAUAGCUUCCCAACGACGCGUAAAUCUUUUGCUUUAAUUUCUCGAUUAAUGGUGCGUGGCAUUUGAAUUUGCUUUCGAAUCGGGGCUAAUUUGAGAUACUUUAUACAUCGCAGCGUCGAAAUAUCCUUUUUCCACUGUAAUCAGCACAAACAUAUUGUGAAGCGGGAAGAAUUGUUCGAUCGAUCUACAUCAUCUACUCUAGUUAUGUGGACAUGUGAUGAGAAGUACUCUGUUUAGAAUCGAUAGCUCAACUCCUGUUGAAGAUGAUUCUUCACCACACAACCGUCGCUCUAAUCUUCGCAAUUUCGAUCAUCUCGUCGAGUACCGCCGAUAACUCGACUCACCGUGAUCAAUCGUGCGGAGGCAUCCUCCAGUACCCCUUUGGGUUCUCGGACGGUAGUGGAAUCCGCCUGAACUGCUCCCACGACGGCACCAUCCGCAUCGGCGAAUUUCUGGUUCAGAAUGUGACCUCAGAUAACAUCUUGAUCGAUCUGCCGGCGAGUUGUAGCCGUCCGAUCGAAAGCAUCUUCCCUCUGUUCAGCAAGAAUUACGCUCUCACAAUGCAAAACGGCCUUGUUGUACACAACUGUUCCUCGCUGCGCACCAACUGCGUCCUACCGCCGGUUCUAAUUCAUAAACAAUUCGGCUCACAGAACUGCGGCGCGAGGCAGGACAAUUUGAGCUGCUUCUCGGGAGAUUACGAUGAAGGAGUUGAGUUGCUGAGUUACGAGACCGUGAAGGGAAGCGGGUGCAAGAGCUUGUUCUCAUCGAUCGCCGUAGAGUCGGACAGGAACUCGAGCGUUUCGCUCGAGUUUCAGACGGUACAGUUGGCGUGGUGGUUGGGAGGGCCUUGCCGAUGCGCCGAAAACGCAACCUGCACGACAGUUAAUCUUACCAACGGCACAUCGGGUUUCCGGUGCCACUGCAACAAGGGGUUCCGGGGAGACGGGUUCCACCACGGCACCGGCUGCCGGAGAGUUUCUGAUUGCAAUGCAUCGAAGUACAUCUCUGGCGGAUGUGGAAAACCUGCCAAAAUCGGUGUUCUCAUUGGAGGCAUCAUUGCUGGAGCUUCUCUAAUGGCUGGUUUGGCUUUUAUCUGCUUCUGCAUCAGACGACGGUGCAUUUCUUUGAAAAAUCGAAUGUGCGCAAAGCAACUUUUGUGUGCUGCUGCAGGCAAUUCUUGUGUUCCUUCGUUACCCUACAAGGAAAUCGAAAAAGCUACUAAUAGCUUCUCUGAAAAACAAAGGCUGGGAACUGGGGCUUAUGGCACAGUUUAUGCUGGGAAACUCCAUAAUGGUGACUGGGUUGCCAUAAAAAGGAUCAAGCAUAGAGACACUGAUAGUAUUGAGCAGGUCAUGAAUGAAAUCAAGCUCCUUUCUUCCGUGAGCCACCCAAAUCUAGUCCGCCUCUUAGGUUGCUGUAUAGAGGAGGGUGAACAGGUCCUUGUCUAUGAAUUCAUGGCCAACGGGACUUUGUCUCAGCAUCUACAAAGAGAAAGGGGUCAAGAUCUUCCAUGGACAAUAAGGCUCACCAUUGCCACUGAAACUGCUCAUGCUAUUGCACAUCUCCACUCGACCAUAAGUCCACCAAUAUAUCACAGAGACAUCAAAUCCAGCAAUAUACUUUUGGACUACAACUUCAACUCAAAAGUUGCAGAUUUUGGCCUUUCUAGACUUGGCAUGACUGAAUCGUCCCACAUCUCAACCGCUCCACAAGGGACUCCUGGUUAUCUUGAUCCUCAAUACCAUCAGAAUUUCCACCUCUCUGAUAAAAGUGAUGUUUACAGUUUUGGGGUAGUUCUUGUAGAGAUCAUAACAGCUUUGAAAGUGGUUGACUUCUCUCGACCUCAUAGUGAGGUAAAUUUGGCUGCACUUGCUAUUGACAGGAUUGGGAGAGGAUGUGUGGAUGAGAUAAUAGAUCCGUUCCUUGACCUGCAUAGGGAUGCUUGGACACUUUCAUCCGUUCACAAGGUGGCUGAGCUUGCAUUUAGAUGCCUUGCUUUUCAUAGAGACAUGAGGCCUUCGAUGAUGGAAGUGGCAGAGGAGCUAGAGCACAUCAGGCUCAGCGGGUGGGCACCUCUGGAGGAGAACAUGUCCAUGGCAUCUUCUGUGGCAUCCGCUUGUUCGUUGCCAUAUAAUGAUGAGAGCGAGAAGCCAACAGGUAGUAUGAGAGUGAAGGCAGAGGCAGCGAGCCAGAGAUUAUUAGUUCCACACAGGGCUGCCGAUUGUCUUACUUCAAUGAAGGAGGUGAAGGAUAACUCCCCCGUGUCUGUGCAUGACCCCUGGUUAAGUGAACAGAGCUCGCCUUCAACAAGUAGCUUGUUGGGUAAUGCAGUCCAGUGAGUCAGUGACCGCCCCUCCGCCUUUUGGGCGUUAGGCUUCAUGUAACUCUUGUGAAUAGUAGCGGUAUCUAUCUUUACGCUUCUUGGUUCUCAUUACUGCUAUACUCCUUGUAGCUCAGCCCAAGAAAAAAGAUAAUAAAAAAAGAAACUCACUACUGCUUAUAA
This is a messenger RNA of Malania oleifera, 2956 nucleotides long. Its product is annotated as wall-associated receptor kinase-like 14. Gene Ontology annotation, molecular function: protein kinase activity; ATP binding. The record is from RefSeq and is a predicted model, not a curated record. Gene Ontology annotation, biological process: protein phosphorylation. Lineage: Eukaryota; Viridiplantae; Streptophyta; Magnoliopsida; Santalales; Ximeniaceae. The coding region runs from base 714 to 2792 and encodes 692 amino acids. The transcript has 3 exons.